UAGCCUCGGUCGGCGCCGGCUGCAGGCUCAGCCUCGGCAUCAGGACAGCAUGAAGACGGCGGUGGUUUUCACGGCGUUGGCCUUGUUCUGGCAGCACAGUCUGGUUACUGGACACGCACUGGGACGGCCCUCGCUUCCCAGUAACCUGGACCAGUUAAAGUCGCUGCUGGAGCGGAUCGAGGAGACUCUGGCUGACGAACCUCAGGAGGAGUCGGAUUACGAGGAGCCGAUCCGGGAAGCCGAACCGAGCCGGGACGGAAGUCCGGAGCAGCAGAACCGGCCGUCGGAGGCGAGUCAGCGGAACCGGCUGAACGACCUGCUGCUGAGCCUCAGGAAGCGGGCCUCCAGCUGCUUCGGCACACGCAUGGACCGGAUAGAAAACAGCAGCGGCCUGGGAUGCAACAGCGGCAGAGGGUAGCCGGACGGAGGGUUGGAUCGAAGCCACGAUUCUGUCAUCCUGAAAAUCGAUUAUUGAUUAUGUAAAUAUGAGAGGUUCACCAUAUGAAGUGGAAAUUUAUCUGUCAGCCAACAAAUUUACUCUGUGUGUCGUUUUCUAACACAAACGUAAAAUUAAAGGUAAAAAGAAAUAAAUUACAUAUUUUCUUAAAAAUCGUUUCAGUUCUCUUGUUUAAUUAAAGAUACAAACUAAAUAUUUAGAUUAUUUAGCUUGCUAAUUAAAUAUUUAGUUUGAAACUGUGACAUUUAUAAAAUAAAUUCUGUUUUCACAAACUAAAUAAUAAUUUGUGAGCUAAAUAUUUCAUUAAAAAGCUAAAUAAGCUAAAUUUAAGCUUUGUCAUUUUAAUUGGAAAACUAAAUAAUCUAAAUAUGUAAUUUAGCUUAUCGAGCUAAACUAAAUAAUUUUAAUUAAAUAGUUUAUUUAGCUACAUCUGUGUUUACAAACAAAAAUUAUUUGUAAACUAUUUUUAGAAUACAAACUAAAAAUAUUUAGUGUCUCCACUGUUUAUUGAAUAACUAAAUAUUUACAACUAUUUAAAUAUUUAAUUUAAAAACUAAAUAUUUAGUUUAUUUAUCUUGCUAAUUAAAUAUUUAGUUUUAAAUUUCCAUUUACAAAUAAAAUUCUGUUAUUUCAGACUAAAUGACCCCAAAUUAUUUCUUAGUCUUUGACUUUAUAACUUUACAAACAAACAAAUCAAACAACUUUCACUUUCAGAGCCGUCAAAAUAAAUGUCCUGAUUUAUUUCCACAAAGCGCCGGGGGGGGGCAGGUUGUUUUGUUUUCACACUUUAUUGAAUAUUUAGAAAUGUCUUCAACUUUAAUAGUUUAGUUAUGUUGCAUAAAUCUCCCAGUGAUGUUAAAAUUGACAUUAAAUCUCCUUAUGUCCAAAUUAAUACACGUUUUUAAAGAAUGUUCUAAUUUUGUAUGACUGUAUGAUAUAAUAUAUUACAAACAUAGUUUUAUUAUCCUCAUCAGCUGUUUUUCAUGUACAUUUGUUGUUUAUUUUAAUCCACUUUUAUGUCUGAUGAAUCUGAAGAUGAGAUCAUCUUAAAAACAAACUAAAUAAAGUGAUUUCAGAUCAAUCAAA
This is a messenger RNA of Gambusia affinis (western mosquitofish), 1543 nucleotides long. It is a transcript of the gene nppa, whose product is annotated as natriuretic peptide A. NCBI's taxonomy places the organism in Eukaryota, Metazoa, Chordata, Actinopteri, Cyprinodontiformes, Poeciliidae. Gene Ontology annotation, cellular component: extracellular region; cytoplasm; nucleus. The transcript has 3 exons. The coding region runs from base 50 to 418 and encodes 122 amino acids. The record is from RefSeq and is a predicted model, not a curated record. Gene Ontology annotation, molecular function: hormone activity; hormone receptor binding. Gene Ontology annotation, biological process: cGMP biosynthetic process; receptor guanylyl cyclase signaling pathway; negative regulation of systemic arterial blood pressure.